Molecule: messenger RNA, 1429 nt
Organism: Aspergillus sclerotioniger CBS 115572
Lineage: Eukaryota; Fungi; Ascomycota; Eurotiomycetes; Eurotiales; Aspergillaceae
Product: eukaryotic translation initiation factor 3 subunit J
Exons: 3
Coding region: 129-938 (269 amino acids)
Cellular component (GO): cytoplasm; eukaryotic translation initiation factor 3 complex
Molecular function (GO): translation initiation factor activity
Source: RefSeq, a predicted model, not a curated record
CAAGUGCCUCGUCGUUCACCCCAGUUCCUCUGCCUGGAACCGACGCUUAUCCCCGACUUGCCUACCAGCCACGCAAGACACUUCCCAGCUUGUCAUUUUCGCCCAAAACUUGACGACUUUUGCCCGUCAUGGCUCCUUCAAAGUGGGAUGAAGAAGAGGAGGAGAGUGUCUCUCCCCCUCCUAUUGCCCCCCGCCGCAAGUUCGAUGACGAGGAGGAGGAGGAGGACGUCCUCGACUCUUGGGAUGCUGCCGAAGAUUCCGAAGUAGAGCGCGAAAAGGCCGCGAAGGCCGCGGAGGCCAAGGCCAAGGCCGAGGCUGAAGCCGCCGCAAACAAGAAGAGCAAGGCACAGCGGAUACAGGAACACAAGGCCACGCGGAAGGCCCAGGCCGAUGCCGACUCUGACGAGGACAGCGAUGAGGACGAGGCCGAGCGGAGAGCCCGUCUCCGUAAGACAGAGAAGGAUUCCGACCUUAAGCACGCCGAGGACCUCUUCGGCGAUAUCGAUAUGAACCGCAUGCGCAACCGUACCGCCGCCCCCAAGGCCGUUGUCAUCAGUGACUCGGCGGACCCGACGCAAGCCAUCGAUCUGUCAGCCAUGCCUCUCUUCAAGCCUGCCACCAAGGAUCAGUUCACCCGCGUGACUACAACUCUGAUUCCUUUGUUGACCACCCAGUCGAAGAAGCCCCAAUUUGCUCUGUGGGCACAGGAGUUCGUUAAGCAGCUCGUCAAGGACCUGCCCAGUGGUGAUGUCAAGAAGAUCGCCUCCUCCUUGACCACCCUCAGCAAUGAGAAGAUGAAGGAGGAGCGUGCGGCCGAUAAGGGCAACAAGAAGACCAAGGCGGCCAAGACCAAGGUCUCCCUGGUCACCUCUAGAGAGAACAGGAUUGAAACCAACUCUUACGAUGAUGAUGGGUUGGAUGACGAUGACUUCAUGUGAUCUUGUUAAAACUGGAUCUUCACUUACAAUAUUCCUUUCCCUCCUAGCUUCAUUUACUCCUAUAUCCUUUUACAUAUCUCGUCUUUGUUAGACCGAUUUGGACAUGAUCUUAACAUGUCCGUCAGUUUCUAUCUAUAUCUUCUUGUCUCUUUUCUUUUUUUGGUUGUAUAUCCGUCAUAAAUUAUCCCUCUUUUCGUCCUAAUUCUUCGGUAGCACAUAUUAAUCCACCGCAUUUAAAGAGCUUCGUCAAGCGCAUGUAAAGGGCUACUAAAGGGCUCCGUUGAGCGCUCCUAAAGGCCUUCAUCAAGCGCUACUAAAGGGCUCCGUUUAGAGACUGUCUUGGUUAAAAUUGCUCAUUUAUCAUUUUCGGGAUAGGUGGUGACGGUGCUGUAGCUACUAUCUAUAGUGUGCUCCACUAUUGUAUGAGGAAUGCUAGGGGGUGGGGGGGCGCAAUGUAUCAAAUUGCCGGGGUUAUGGAUAUGUAGGCAAAG